GGCGGGGACGAACCGGAGGAGGAGGAGGAAGUGGAGGCGGCUGCGAAUAGCGGGCAAAUGGGGAGCUGAGCGGCUGCAGUAGCACCGCAGCCGCGCAGCAGCAGCAGCAGCGGGCGGGCGGGCAAGGAGGCGAGAGCUUGGCGGCGGGCCGUUGCUUCGCAGGCGCCGAGUGCGAGCGGUAGCCGCGCUGCCCCCGCCGCCCCAGGCUGUUCCCCCUCCUCGCGGGGCGGCCGCCGCCUCUCCGGGCCGGCACCAUGCAGACCUUCCUGAAGGGGAAGCGGGUGGGUUACUGGCUGAGCGAGAAGAAGAUCAGGAAGCUGAAUUUCCAGGCCUUCGCCGAGCUGUGCCGGAAAAGAGGAGUAGAAGUAGUACAGCUUGACCUCACCAAACCCAUUGAAGAUCAGGGCCCUUUGGAUGUGAUCAUACAUAAACUGACAGAUGUCAUCCUUGAAGCAGACCAGAAUGACAGCCAGUCACUGGAGUUGGUUCACAGGUUCCAGGAGUAUAUUGAUGCUCAUCCAGAAACCAUUAUCCUGGAUCCUCUUCCAGCUAUUCGUACGCUUCUGGACCGAUCCAAGUCUUAUGAGCUAAUUCGGCAAAUAGAGGCAUACAUGCAAGAUGAGAGGAUCUGUUCACCACCCUUUAUGGAGCUGACAAGUGCCUGUGGAGAAGAUACCUUGCAGCUUAUAGAGAAGAAUGGACUGGCAUUCCCAUUCAUAUGUAAAACCAGAGUGGCCCAUGGAACCAACUCUCACGAGAUGGCGAUCAUCUUCAACCAGGAGGGCCUGAAAGCUGUUCGCCCCCCUUGCGUCAUUCAGAGCUUCAUCAAUCACAAUGCUGUGCUGUAUAAAGUCUUCGUGGUCGGGGAGUCCUACACAGUGGUGAAAAGACCGUCUUUAAAAAACUUCUCUGCGGGAAUCUCAGACAGGGAAUCAAUAUUUUUCAACAGCCACAAUGUUUCAAAACCAGAAUCCUCAUCUGUCUUAACAGCACUGGAUAAAAUCGAAGGAGUGUUUGAGCGGCCAAAUGACGACGUCAUCCGGGAAAUCUCUAAGGCGCUGCGGCAAGCUCUGGGAGUUUCCCUAUUUGGAAUUGAUAUCAUCAUUAACAAUCAGACGGGGCAGCAUGCGGUCAUUGAUAUAAAUGCAUUCCCAGGUUAUGAGGGUGUUUCCGAAUUUUUCACGGAUCUCCUGAACCACAUAGCUGCUGUCCUGCAGGGCCAGGCACCUGAGGUGACCCAGCUAAACCACAGCAAGCUCCUGGCAGAGCAGACCGGUGGGAUCAUGGAUGAGCGGAUAUGCUGUGCUAGCACAGGCUGCCUCAGCGUCAUGGGAAAAGACUCCUCCUGGAUUGUGGAAAGCGAGACCAACAGCUCAGUAAAACUGCAACACCAGAGACUAGGCUGCAACUCAGCAGUGUCCCCCAGCUUCCAGCAGCACUGCGUCGCUACGUUGGCAACAAAAGCUUCUUCUCAAUAACUUGCCAAUGCCAUGGACUGAGAAAGCCACAGGGAUACAAAUAUUGGUCCCAGAACCAGAUCAGGCUGUAACAAUACAAUUGUGAAAAAUGGGGGAAAAAAAUCAACACAAAACACAACACAAAAAAAAUCAAAAUAAAAAAAAAACCUUCCAUUUGAUUUAACCUGAUUUGCUGAUGAAAUGGACUUAAAGGGCGAGGGUGAGAAAGUGAUUCAGAUCCAUUUCAUCAGGUUCCAGUUGCAAAUCUAUAGUGAGUUUACACACACGUGGGUUUUAACACUAGUCCUUUCGUUGUGGGAGGGUUGCUCUUUCAUUUCUAUUGUUCUUUGUAAUCACUGGUGACCAGCAUUUUAAAAUCUGACCUCAUGGUAUCAAGAAGAUGAUAAUGUUGAAAUGCAGUGUCUGAAUGUAUCAGUGCUAAAGAUUUCUGCCUAAAAUAUUCCGUUUCCUUUUUCCAUAUAGGCCAUUGCAAAAGAAAGCUAAGACAACUUCAGUAUCACUAAACCAAAUCUCUUGAAACAUUGAGCAGUCAAGAUGUUGACAGGUAGCUUGCUGCAGAGCUGUGGCACUUUGAGUAGGAGAGAGCAGACUAGCUGUUCAGGGUGCAAAACCAAGGUGAUCACCCCACUUCCAGCUUUGCAGUUCUUCCCCCAGGCCUCAUUGCUUCUAUCAAAAGCAGCUUCUAACCACGCUCGCCAACAGCAACACAUUUGACCCAGACAGGGUGCCAAUAGUUAGACUGAGUGAUUUAGUAGAUUAAAUAUCAUCCUUUCAGUCGUCUGCUAGUGGUGAAAUCCUAUAAGUUAAUGGAAGCAGCUCAUCUCUUAGCAGAGAAUGUAAUUGUCCCUCCAUUGCACUUGUGAGGUCUGUAGGACAGCUCUACAAAAAAGCCGGCAGAGCUGUGCAUUUUCCUUGGAGCAGUGCACCUGAUCUGUGGAUCCUAAGGAGUUGCUGCCUUCCAUAGAUCCAUACUGCUGUGCUUUUUUUUUUUUUUUAUUUUGCAAAUUAAAUAUAAACAGAAUUGUGUACCUUUAUAUGAGGUAGAAGUACACAGCAGCUUCAGCUUAGAGACCACAUUUUGUUGCAAGCUGCUGGAUGAGGCUGUGUGGUAAUUUACAAUAGUGCUUUAUACUGUUUUUAAGCUAUUUUGUAUCUCUUGAGAUGCACAGUAAAUCUACAGUGUUCACCCUCUGUUGCAUCUUCUAGCGUGGCAGCAUCUUCUGCUGUUAAGAAUUCCUGUGACUUUUGCCAAUUCUGAACACUAAACUGGAAAUAUCCAAGUCUGUCAGUGCUAACAAUGGAGACACUAUUUCAGUAGACAGAGUGGCCUUCCCUUCCCCGUAUAAGCCCUAAAAUAUGUUUUAGAGGGGGGGGUGGUAAAGAAAAUUGCCAUAGUUAGGCUCCUAGAUUGCAGAUGCGGGAAUUUCUGUCUUUCCAUAGCAGGUUUUCAAAAAGCAUCCAUCACUGCAGCAUUUAAUGUUUGGCUGGUGUCAUGUGUUAGAUAUCUACCCAAAAGGAAGGGAUCUAGAGCUUAAAGCCCAGGUAGACCAUGGAGACAGGAUUAAACCAGGUAAAAGGUGUCACCACCCUACCUGAUGGUACCAGUCCUGGAGGGCAGAAGGUUUUGAGGAGUGUUGUGUAGCAGUUCUUUUGUGUAAACCAUGUUUUUUACUUAAGAAAAUUAAGUAGCUGGGAUCAGAUUUUCAAGGAUGAUUUACACAAGAGAAGAUUAUUUCACCUCUAGAGGGGUUACUAACUUUAAGAUAUUGCUAUAGGGACUGGAAGGACCAUAUGAGUGUGGUAUCUGUCAAAUUCCAGGGUGCAUAUAAAUGCAGCCAACUUCCUUGACUACUGCAGAUCAGUUCUGAGCUGAGCACGCUUCACGACGCUUGUAUGCUUUGAGGCUGCUGGAUCCCAUGUUGUCUGCAGCUCGCAGGUCUCGGGUGGUCGUGGUAUAAGUCAGAUGUACAUAGGUAAGGGUUUAUAAAAGCAUUCACGAUAGACCAAACCUUUCGUAAAGCCAUGACUGAAAUCAAAUUGACAUCUGCAGUUUGGGGUUUGUUUUUGUUUGUUUAAAAUAAAAAGUGUUUUUAUGUUACAUGUGUAACAAAAGAUACCCUCAGGAAGGAACUUGCCAGUGCAUAUUUUUGUAUGGUACUUUCUUGUAACCAGCUGGUGGACUGUUUGUAGACUUGCCUUUUGCUCCCUUUAUUACAAUGGCUUGGGUUUUGGGGGGUGGGUUUUGGGGUUUUGGUUUGGGGUUUUUUUUAUUGGGUGGUGGGGAAGAAGCAAUGAUGUUAAAACUGGGUUAGUAACUCAAGACCUUUCAAACUAAGUAUGUUUACAUGAAUCUGAGUGUUGGAUCCAAUGGAAAUGUCUGUAUGCUGUUUCCUAGUUAGAACAUCAAAUAAGAACUUUAUUUUCCUGGCUGCCUUCUGAAUUUUGGUUGGCCUAUUUUGCACUGCUUUAUUUCUCCGAAAUAAACUACUGAAAUAUAAUUGUGCAUUUUAAACUUGUUUACAAAUGAUUGUUAGAAGUUUAUUUUGUAAUUCUCUGAAGGCUUGCAGAAAUACUAUAUUUAAAUAUUACUCCAGACCUUGGCAGUAACUAGAAAAACAAGUUUAGGUCAUUGGUGUGAGCAGUGACAUUUUUCCCAUAGUCUGUAAUUUAUUUUUUAUUUAUCAAAUGUAUCGGUAUCACUUUAAUUUACCAGGUGCAGAUAUGCAGGUGCCUGUUGUGAUGUGGCAUUACAAUAGAGUUUUCACAUAAAUUACCAUGCAAUUGCUGUACUACUAUUAUUUCCUUGCAGAAAUUAUUGUUAUGGCUCGUGUAAUAGAAUGUUGCUAAAUCACGGGGGCAAAUUGGGAGACCAGCUUUUAAAAGCCAAAUCUGUAAGUUACCAAGUAUGCAGACAUACAGUUACGUUAUUGCAAAACAUUUGAGCAUGCGUAUGUUAUUAAGCCUGUGCUAAAGUGCUUUUCUGAAUUGCUGCCUCAUUUGGUAAGUUCAGGAUAGUUUUGAUUUAAGAUAAGCUUCACAGUAAGUUAGUUGAUAUUCUGUAGUCUUGUCGUUUUUUGUAAAAGUAGGGGAGUCUAGUAAUAUUAGACCAUACUGGAAUGCCUUUGCUUUUAAAAUUGCAGACAAUCUAAGGGGGAUUUUCCAUAAUGUCUUUUUGAAUUAUUUGAAUUUGUUAUUGUGGGUUAGGAAAUGUUCUGCUGUGUUUUCAGAGGCAUAGCUGUUAUUGCUGUUGAUGAGAGCAAUUCUAUUAAAAUUACAUGGUCACCAGUUAGCUUCUUAGGGAUCUAUUUCUGUUCUGCUUCACUGUUAGAAAUCCACAAGAACAGCUUGACUGGAAUUUCUCCAGGUUUUGUGUCAGCGCAAUAGAGGAGAUGGGACUCUGGUUUCCACUGUAAUUAUGUAAUCAGGUUCAGCAGGUGAAGGUUUUUUCCCUGUUGAAGAGAACUUGAGCGGUGGUAUUAGUGCCUGUGAUGUAAAGUCAUCGCCAUCCUCUUCCCCCUCUAGCUGACUUUGCCACGUUAUGCCUGGGUUUGUAAUGACCAUACCAGGACAUCCUGACCGUUGCAUGAAAACCAUCUGCAAAAAUGCAGCUAGCCAGGAGCAUUGGUGCUGAUGCUGGUGGUUUCUGUAAUGCAGAACUACCGCAGGGCCGAUGCUGUUUUGCCUUUGGUUAACCACAUGUCUGGCUAUUCAACCUUUGUGCUGUAGGAGCCGACUGACCAGGCUGGUCAGUAGAUAGAUGCACAAUUUUUAUUAAUACUACUCAGACUUUUGGAGUGAUAAAGCUGUUUGAAGAUCUCCAUCCUCAGUGUGGGAAUGUUUGUGCAGAGGAAGUCCACAGCAGGUUGCUCAGAUGGAAAACUGCCAGUUUAAUUUGUUUUCAUUAUAGAUGAGUACAAAUCAAGAACCCGACCCUGAGGCUUCACAACGUAACAAGGAUUGCUCAAGUUAAAGCCUCAAGUUCUCCAGAUUAACUGUGGGCUGUAUCCAGCCAGGGAACAGCCAGGUGGAUAACAGAGGCAAGAUACAGCCCAAAGGCAACAGAAUACAUGGGCCCAGAGGUGUUUGAAUUGGCUGGCAAAAGAGAGUGAGACAAAGGAAAAAUGCUUCUGUUGUUUCCAUCCUUAAAAAAAAAAAAAUAUCCAGGCUUCUCAGUUCUUAGACUAACACUGGUUUCCCAAAGUCUUUGCGUGGCAGCAGUGACAGGUGAGUCAGGUUUUUUCAUGCUAGCUUGCAGCCUUGCCUUCCACAGCUGUGCAGAAAAUCUUGGGUUUUGGUUUUUUAGUGAAUAGAGUCUAUUUUGAGUUUGUAGCAGUCUCCCCAUGUGCACACUUGCAGGAGUUCACUUGCAUUACCCUGCUAAUAUUCUUUUCCUCUCUCCUUUUUAGUAAGAGAUAUAUUGAUUUCUGUAUUCAGUAUACAAUUACUUUAUGGUGUUUCAACUCUGUGUUUUGUAAUUAGGAGUAUGUGAAAAUGCUUUUUGUAGAUUAAAAUAUUUCCUUUAAUAUAAUCUCCUCUUGCUUUCAUAGAUAAAUGGACACACCAUUGCAGAUCACAUUGCUGAUUUUAUUUGUAAUAGUGCUUUAAUAUCUAUUUCAGAGGAAUGUAACCUCUAGAAAAGUACUUUCCAUAUCUUCACUACCUUUCCUUUCCCUGUUCACUCUGUAGAUCCAGGCCAUCAACACUUGAGCUUUUGACCAGGUGGGUUUCAGAUCCUCCAUGGAUUCAGUCAUGUUUACAUGGCCACAAAAAUUAUUAAAGAUGGUUGAAGUUUGAGAGGAUCCAGGUAUAAAUUGAGAUGUUGGAUUCCGCAGUAACACAAGCAUAGCAGCACCUAUAGCAAGCAAAGGGAAUCAUUCUCGCUGUGUGCGUGCAGGUGGCUAUUGGGGUCUGCUGCUGGGGCAGUUUUUCCUGUGGAAUUAAAAAAUCCACUCUAAGAAAACAUCCUGUAUCUGUGGUGCAGAAGUAGGGCGAGGAUAGGUAAGGGUUUGGGAGUAAAAUCUGGCCAGUGGACAUUGUGAUACCAGUGGUCUAGAAUUUCACUCUUGAAUAGCAACCUGGAGAGAUGUCUUCUCUUUCUCCACCUUUCUUACCCUGAAUCCACUGAGGCUGAUGUUGGCAGAUGCCUGUGGGCCGCAUGAGCCCAUUAGCAGGUGACCUUGCCCAGCAUGCCAUGAGUUUGCAGAGAGCUCCUGAUGUCCUGGGAAGUUUUUGUUGAUGGCCUGGAAAUCUCUUAAAACUACGGAAAUAGCUGAAACAGUGGAGUUCAUUAAAAUCAGGUCUUCCUCUUCCAUCCUUUUUAAGGAAAGCCACAUUUUAUUUCCUUCUUCGUUCCUUACACAGUAGGUUUUAGAUAUAAAUUAUUUUAACAUUUUUUGUGUGAAAAGUCAUAUAUACAUAUAUAAAGUUUUUAAAAGGUUGAGUAUAUGUUGAGUAUAAAAUAGUGACUUUGUUUCAGAUGUUAGCAGCCCCUAAAAAUCAGUUGUUUAUCCUCUUGUAAAGUUAGUGCUGUAAAAAAGAAUAUUAAAAAUAAAAGAUGUAUUAGAUGUAUGUUUUAUUAUUUAUUUCUGAUUCGGUAUUUGAUAUAGUUCAUGUAUACCCUUGUGAGAACCAUAUACUAAAAUGCAGUCGUUCUUAAAAUGGAGUAACAACAAUUCCGUGGGAUCCCAACAAUUUUGAGAAAACUGGCCCUCCGGGUGUGAAUAAUAUUGGAUAUUCUCUUUCACUUUCCAGCAUUGCUCCCCACCGAAGCAUGGCUGAAUCUUGGGGACCAUUUUGUGUGUGUGCUAGGUUUCGCAAGUCCAUUGAUAUCUGUGUUCAAAUCCAGCUGUACAGUGUUAACAAGUGUCUUGUGAUUUGCUUCAGCCCGGUUCACUAUGAUUUCUGGAACAUGAUUCCCAUUUUGUAUUUAAAUUUGUAUAGAAUUAUAUAAACCCUUAAAAGAUCAUGGCUUACUGUAAAAACCAAAAAUACUUGCUAUUUGGCGUCUUCAAUUGCAUGACUGAUCAGAUCUGACAAUGAAGAUGGUGCUUUCAUCUAACGGCGUUGAUUUCGAUGGUGAUAUAUUAAUUUUCUUUUCAUUUUCCAAGCACCUGUUUUGGACAAUGUUUGGUUUCAACAGUAAAGCAAUAUGCAGUAGGUAUUGUGGCAUUAUCUCUGUAAUUGGUUUGAUGACAGAAUUGUCCCUUUCCAACACGUAAUGAAAAUAAAUGCCUUAUAACAA
This is a messenger RNA of Falco peregrinus (peregrine falcon), 7719 nucleotides long. RefSeq names its product inositol-tetrakisphosphate 1-kinase (gene ITPK1). The transcript has 11 exons. Gene Ontology annotation, molecular function: ATP binding; magnesium ion binding; inositol-1,3,4-trisphosphate 5-kinase activity. The record is from RefSeq and is a predicted model, not a curated record. Gene Ontology annotation, cellular component: cytoplasm. NCBI's taxonomy places the organism in Eukaryota, Metazoa, Chordata, Aves, Falconiformes, Falconidae. Gene Ontology annotation, biological process: inositol trisphosphate metabolic process. Bases 255 to 1478 code for a protein of 407 amino acids.